AUGGUACUGUGCGAUGUCUGCGAGAGUAAAGACCUCAGUCUGUGGAACAAGAGUAUCAGUCAGAGAUGGAGGAAGCUCAGACGCAGAUGUUCUGUUCAAGAGAUAUCCGAGCAUCAGGAUGAAUCAUUGAUACAAGGUGCUUCAAGGGUUGGUGUUAUUCAUGGCGUCAGGUCUACGCCGACUAGUAGAGAAGCCUCUCCGGCACCUAAGUCCAGAGAUAGAUGUUCACCAAAGAAAUUAUUGCAAACAAGUUCAUUGAGAUUGCCUGGUACUAGUAAAGGGAUCGCAGACAUCCAGAACGUGCUGAGGAGUAAAUUAAGCAAGAUAAAUGCCGGCAUAAGGAAACGCAAGGCACUGAGCGUGACUGAGGUGUUUCCGCCCAAGGACAACGUCUCCAAUUUCUACGUUCCAAGUCCCCUGUCGAGUUCAACCAGUGAAAAAUUCGAUACACGGGUCUCCACGGAUCACCAGGUUCACCAGGCCUCGCUUUCGGCGUACACGCUCAAUGAGAAAUUGACGACCCUCGCGGAAGCCAGCGCGCCCAAUUCUCCGAGGUAUCCAGCCGAGGACGACAAGAGGACCUUUUCUUACUCAAUUACUGCUAACAAUAAUAACAAUAAUAGCAGUAAUAGUAAUCACAAUCAUAAUCAUAAUCAUAGUCUUAAUAAAAGCAGCAAUAAUCAUGACCAUGAAGAUUCUCUCCUAAAUGACAGCAAUGAUUCGCGGAUUUACGAGACCGGUGUUUUCGUGGACACUCUGCGUAGAAGCAACUCGGAACACCGCGGAACUGAUCAUCACGCGUAUGAAAACGUUCCGUUCCAAAGAUGCCGGCGCUCGGCGAUCUACUCGCCAACGGAGAGCGGACCAACUGCAACGAAUUUGCAGCGAGAAAAUACGCCUGCGAGUAAUCGGCGACCUGCUGAUAAUUCUUACGAAAAUGUCAGGUUUGAAAAAUCACUGUCAAGCUCCACGCGCUCGAGAAGGCUUUCCAGGGACGACGAUCUUGAUGAAAUUCACAUCCCAAGAAUCAGUCCCAGGAAGAGAAGCACUGAUUUCGUUAUCGGCGGGUCUGUGGCCAACUACUCGCUGAUAAAUGGAAGCAGUAUUUAUGGAAACGGCGAACACGGACCUUCAAGUUUGGGAACUGAUAAGAGUCCGGGGAAGAAAUCCGGCAGACGACUGAGCAGCAGAAGUGUCGCGAAUAUUGCUGGUUCCUCUGGACCUGGGAUGAAAACCUGGCAAGGACAGGAGACUGACGAGGGGCUGAACUCUGACAGCGAGCUGGAAGACAUCCAAGAGGUCGAAGGUGAAGAAUCUCGGUUUUGUACGCUCCCGAGGCCGGGAAAAGGCACUGCUUCUUUCACUAUUCUCACGGCGAGGUUUUCUAAAGGUCCGGGACACAAAGGACUCGGGUUCAGUAUUGUGGGGGGCACUGACAGCCCCAGGGGCAACAUGGGAAUUUAUGUUAAAACUGUCUUUCCUAACGGACAGGCCGCUGAUUUGGGAACUGUCAAAGAAGGCGACGAAAUACUGUCGAUAAAUUCAAAGCCACUCCACGGCAUGACGCAUGCAGAAGCAAUUGCUGAAUUCAAAGCGAUAAAAACCGGCGAUGUAAUAUUACACGUGGGCCGCCGGGUGUCCAGAAGAAAAAAAGAAAAUACAACAGGAACAGCAACGGCAGUAGCAGCAACGGUCGCCGGGAGUUCGAAUGUGGUACGACAAGCUGUCGAGUGA
Messenger RNA from Cotesia congregata, 1734 nucleotides. The record is from the annotation of a GenBank genome assembly. Lineage: Eukaryota; Metazoa; Arthropoda; Insecta; Hymenoptera; Braconidae.